UUAGUGGUCCGCAUAACCCAAUAUUUGAAAAUUAUGGAGGUGCAGGCCCAAGUACUUCGAAUCAUCAACAAGAAAUCCAAGAAAGAACAGCGAAGGAAAAACGUGAGAAGAAAAGUGUUUUCUCGACUCGAGAUGUUAGAAGGUGCUAAAUCAAUAUGUGCCGGAGCUGCUACAAUUGCUUUAGCCGGAGCUGCCGUCGGCAUUGGAAAUGUCCUCAGUUCUUUGAUUCAUUCCGUGGCGCAAAAUCCAUCAUUGGCUAAACAAUCAUUUGGUUAUGCCAUUUUGGGCUUUGCUCUCACCGAAGCUAUUGCAUUGUUUGCCCCAAUGAUGGCCUUUCUGAUCUCAUUCGUUUUCUGAUUGCAUAAAAAGUCAUGAGAUCAAAAAAGAAAUGUGAGAAUGUAGUUACA
Triticum aestivum (bread wheat) is the source of this 407-nucleotide messenger RNA. RefSeq names its product ATP synthase subunit 9, mitochondrial-like. The transcript has a single exon. Bases 34 to 357 code for a protein of 107 amino acids. Gene Ontology annotation, biological process: proton motive force-driven ATP synthesis; proton transmembrane transport. Gene Ontology annotation, molecular function: proton transmembrane transporter activity. NCBI's taxonomy places the organism in Eukaryota, Viridiplantae, Streptophyta, Magnoliopsida, Poales, Poaceae. The record is from RefSeq and is a predicted model, not a curated record.